This is a messenger RNA of Daldinia caldariorum, 1013 nucleotides long. RefSeq lists its product as uncharacterized. Gene Ontology annotation, cellular component: kinetochore. Bases 87 to 944 code for a protein of 285 amino acids. The transcript has a single exon. NCBI's taxonomy places the organism in Eukaryota, Fungi, Ascomycota, Sordariomycetes, Xylariales, Hypoxylaceae. Gene Ontology annotation, biological process: kinetochore assembly; protein localization to kinetochore; attachment of mitotic spindle microtubules to kinetochore. The record is from RefSeq and is a predicted model, not a curated record.
AGGUAUCCAUCCUCCUGGUAACCUAUUCUACCGUAGGUCCUAGGUUACUCAACUCAAGGGAGCACGCGACGAAUUCAUUCACCACGAUGGCGUCUCCUUCAGCCCAAGAUGUAUUAGCUAAACUGCGGACGCUCGGUGCUGAACAGGACAUAACCAUCUUGAAGCUCAGCGAACCUAUAUCGGCUGCGGUUACGCACCUACAGGAUCCUCAUCAGCGGACAUCUGAUGUCUCUAACUCAUCCCUUGACGCAGCUACACCAUCCUCUCUUGAAGCGGACUUGACGCAUUACCGAGAACUAUUCGCCAAGUUGCGCUUUAGUUAUGUAGAACAAGUCUCCAAGGAAAAGUUCAUCCGCGCCAUCGUCGGUGACCCGCCUCUUAUUGUUAGCCCCCAAGAGAAUUUGGAUCUAGAAAAGGAGAAUCUGGAGGCCAAAGCGACGCUGAAGGCCUUAAAGACCGAGGUUGCAGCCAUGGUCGCAGAACUCGAGGAGAAAGCAAGGGAUCUGAGUCGAAAGUAUGAGAAGAUUAAAGUCGAGACGGUCAAGUUAGAAGAGCUUCCACGCAAGAUUGAACAAGUCGAAAAUGCUGUUGCAGAAUUGAAAAAAGAGCAGAAAACAGGAUCUAAUCCAAAUCCCGAGCUGAACUUGCCUUUGGCCAAGACCUUGGACCUGGUUGAGUCGAAGAAGCGACGAAAGGCAGAGUUAGACAGGCAGUUAGAACAACUACAGAGCCAAGUCCCGAGGAAAAAGAAGGAAUUGGAUCGAUUGCAAGCUGAGCUACAGCCCCUCGAGACGAAGAGGCAAAACAGCAAGACUGCUGCAAAGGAAGCGAAGAGACGGAAAGAGGCUGCUCUUGGCGGUGUCCAAGAUGACCUCGAGGAGCGGGGACGCUGGUUUACAUCUGCAGAAACAGGCUUGAAACAAGUGCUGGAAAUAGAGAGCUAAGACGCUAUUCAUGAUCAUUUUUUAACGGGUGCGGCGUUUUGAGGUCUCUAUCGGGUCUUCCAUUGUACC